This is a messenger RNA of Anopheles coustani, 4770 nucleotides long. RefSeq names its product chitin synthase chs-2-like. The record is from RefSeq and is a predicted model, not a curated record. Gene Ontology annotation, molecular function: chitin synthase activity. NCBI's taxonomy places the organism in Eukaryota, Metazoa, Arthropoda, Insecta, Diptera, Culicidae. The coding region runs from base 1 to 4770 and encodes 1589 amino acids. The transcript has 9 exons. Gene Ontology annotation, cellular component: cell septum; cell periphery.
AUGAAGAACAAUUCUCCCAUGAACUACUUCACCGAGUCGUCCGAGGAGGACGACGAGGAGACGGUCAUGAUCAAAAAAGUGCAGCAGGACAACAAACUAUGGGACUCGUUCCAGGACCCGCCAAUGCCGCAGACAUCCGGUUCCGCCGUCAGCCGAGAGUACCUGCUGGUAUUCAUUAAGGGUCUGAAGGUGUUUACCUACAUCUUCGUGUUUCUGGUCAUCCUGGCCAGUGCGUGCUUUGCGAAAAUGUCCUUCCUGCUCAUGGUGUCCAACAUCAAGGAUGGGGCCAAGAAUCGUUACUGCGACGUAAGGCAACCCGACAAGCAGUUCGAAGCGUAUAUUCCUCGCGAGCAACGGGUCGCCUGGAUAUGGGCGCUCGUGUUUUCCUUCGCCGUGCCGGAAAUCGGUACCCUGAUUCGGGCGGCUCGCAUCUGCUUCUUCAAGAACAUUCCCCGUCCGACCUGGGGCCAACUGCUGUUGGUCGCCGUUAUGGAGGGAUUCCACGUAAUCGGCCUGGCAAUGCUGGCCUUUCUCGUCUACCCCAGCCUGGACGUCGUGAAGGCGGCGAUGCUCACCAAUUGCGUCUGUCUGGUUCCGGCCAUCUUGGGCUUGAUGUCUCGCUCACCCAGGGAAUCCAAAUUGGCCUUCAAGUAUUUUUUCGACCUACUGGCGAUCAGCGCCCAGCUCACCGGGUACGUCGUGUGGCCUCUGCUUAACAAUCAGUUCGAACUGUGGUUCAUCCCGGGCGCCAUCUUUCUCGUCUCCUGUCACUGGUGGGAGAACUACCUUUCGCAGAAGAGUCUAUUCCGACCCGGUGCCCUGCUGGCCACCGUGCGCGAGAAAUUGACCGACUGCCGCUACCAAACCUAUCUCCUGAUUGCGCCCUACAAGAUAGUACUGUUUCUCGGUGCCGCUAUUUUCCUCUCGGAACAAUCCGUGGCCGAUUUUUUCGGACUCUUCGACAGCGGGUGGGGCAACCACACAAUAACCGUCCGCGAGAUGGAAGCCGUCCUGAACGAAAAGUUUCCCGACCUUUCGUCCAUUACAUCCGACCUGGAAGAACAGCAAGUGUUCCCCGCGAGCAACGCCAUCAUUUGGACGACGGUCACCCACGUCCUGUGCUCCUACUUGUGCUACAUUUUCAGCAAGUUUGCGUGUAAAAUUCAAAUCCAAAGCUUUUCCAUGGCUUUUCCCAUCAAUCUGACCGUGCCGGUGACGGUGACGCUGCUGCUCGUCUUCUGCGGACUGCGAGAGGCGGACGUGUGCGCCUUCCAUAACAUCCUACCGGAUUACAUCUUCUUCCGGAUGCCACCGAUCUAUUAUCUCUUCGAUUAUGUCGUGAACGAAUUCUCGUGGUUGUGGUUGCUUUGGUUACUUUCUCAGACGUGGAUCACUCGGCACAUCUGGAUGGCCAAAAGUGAUCGAAACGCAUCGACAGAGAAACUCUUCGUGACGCCAAUGUACAACAGUCUCCUGAUAGACCAGAGUGUCGCUAUGAACCGGCGGCGAGAAGAUCAAGAAGAUUUCGUGAAAAAAAUUGAUAUGGUAAAAGUCAAGGAUACGGAAAAAGCGAACGAAAUCGAUGCAAAGGCACACGAAGGAAAGGAUGAUACAAUCAAACCGUACGAUCGCAUCCCGCAAAUUUUCAUUUGCGCAACGAUGUGGCACGAAAACAAAGAGGAGUUGAUGGAAUUCUUAAAGUCCAUCCUGCGACUGGACGAGGAUCAGUGCGCUCGUCGAAUGGCGAUGAAACACAUCCAAGCGAAUAAGGAUGAUAUCGAUCCGGACUAUUAUGAUCUGGAAACACACAUUUUCUUCGAUGAUGCGUUCGUGAACGACAAGUCAAAGUGCGAAAGUGCCGACGCAUCCCCGUUGAAUGUCUACGUCAAGGCACUCAUCAACCAUAUUGAAGAAGCCGCCCUUGAGGUGUACAAAACCAAGAUGCGCAUCUACUCUCCCACCAAGAUCGUCACUCCGUAUGGUGGUCGUCUCAUCUGGACACUACCAGGGCGGACGAAGAUGAUUGCGCACCUGAAGGACAAGAACAAGAUACGACACAAGAAGCGUUGGUCUCAGGUGAUGUACAUGUACUACCUCCUCGGAUAUCGGAUCAUGCAACUCAAUACGUCGCCGGAACGGAAGAUGGUGAUCGCCCAAAACACUUACCUGCUCGCCCUCGAUGGUGAUAUCGAUUUCCAGCCGAAUGCAGUCUCGCUUCUAGUCGGCCGGAUGAAGGUCGAUCCGGACCUUGGAGCGGCCUGUGGACGAAUUCACCCGGUCGGAGCGGGGCCGAUGGUUUGGUAUCAAAUAUUCGAGUACGCCAUCGGCCAUUGGCUGCAAAAGGCCACCGAACACGUGAUCGGUUGUGUGCUGUGCUCUCCCGGAUGUUUCUCUCUGUUCCGUGGACGCGCGCUGAUGGAGAACUCGGUCAUGAAGAAGUACACCACGAAGUCGGACCAGGCUCGCCACUACGUCCAGUACGAUCAGGGUGAAGAUCGAUGGCUGUGCACGCUUCUACUCAAGCAAAAGUUCCGUGUCGAAUACUCGGCCGCCUCGGACGCUUACACUCACGCCCCCGAGGGCUUCAACGAGUUCUACAACCAACGCCGUCGGUGGGUUCCAUCUACCAUUGCUAACAUCUUCGAUCUCCUGGCCGAUGCGAAGCGCGUCGUUAAGACCAACAACAGUAUUUCGAUGCCAUACAUUGUCUACCAGUGCAUGCUGAUGUUCGGAACGAUCCUCGGACCGGGCACAAUCUUUCUCAUGAUGGUGGGAGCGUUGGUAGCCGUGUUCCGUAUCGACAUCUGGACUUCCUUCCUAUGGAACGGAGUCCCUCUGGCGGGGUUCAUGGCCAUUUGCUACUGGAUGGAGCAGAAGUACCAGCUGAUUGCGGCCUUCUUCAUCUCGGCCAUCUACUCGCUGGUCAUGAUGGCCGUCCUUGUCGGUAUCGUGGUGCAGGUGAUGGAGGACGGUAUCCUUGCUCCCUCGUCUGUGUUCUUUCUCGCCGUCGCACUGCAGAUCGUCAUCACUGGCGUGUUGCACCCGCAGGAAAUGGAAGCGCUUCCGGCCGGCCUGGUCUACUACAUCACCAUCCCCUCGAUGUACAUGUUGCUCGUCAUCUACUCCGUGUUCAACAUGAACGACGUUUCGUGGGGCACUCGUGAGAAUCCGGUCGAUGCCGCCAAGAAAGCACCCCCACCGACGGCACCCCAAGGGAAGAUGCAAAAGUUGCUCGGAUACCUCAAGUCACCGGACAAGGAGGAGAACGGCUCGAUCGACAUCUCCAUAAACGGCCUGUUCCGUUGUCUGUUCUGCACGCAUCCCAAACCGAGCGCCGAAAAGGAACAGAUUGCUCAAAUCGCUGCCUCGCUCGGUGAAAUAAGUCUGAAAAUGAAGGCACUAGAAAUGAAAUUAACCGGUGGCGUCAGCGUAAUGAGAUCAGACGACGAAGAUGACGACAUCGGUAGCCUCGAGGGUAGGGGCCCUUCGUCGCCUUCGUCCACAUCCGGGGCCGCUUCGCCGAUUCAAACGGUGAAAAAUGAUUCGCUCGAAGAGCCCGAGAAACAGAUCAACUACCUCCCGGAUUGGCUGUACGAUGUGGACCUGAAAAAUGGCGACACAGAAACCAUCUCCGCAACGGAAGAGCAAUUCUGGAUCGAGCUGAUCGAGAAGUACCUCAAGCCGCUCGAUCUUUCCGCAAAGCAAAAGGAAGAGAUGCAGUCCCAGCUGAAGACGUUACGCGAUCUGGCGGUGUUUGCGUUCGUGAUGGCAAAUGCGCUCUUUGUGCUCGUCAUCUUUCUUCUGCAGCUGAAAAAGCAAGAGCUGCACAUCGAGUGGUGGUUCAAUGUGAAGAAUAAGAUCAGUUUCGACGAGAGCACGGUGGAGAUUAUGAUCCGCCGGGAAUACCUGGAGCUCGAACCGAUCGGUCUCGUGUUUGUGUUGUUUUUCGGUCUGAUCCUCGUGAUUCAGUUCAUCGCCAUGUUGAUGCAUCGAUUCGGUACGAUAUCGCAGAUCCUCGCCUCGACCGAACUCAACUGGUACUGUUCGAAAAAGGCAAAGGAUAUGUCGCUGGAUGCUGAGCUACGCGAGAACGCAGUUGAGAUCGCCCGUCGUCUGCAACGUCCUAAACCACAAUGGGAUGAAGAGGAUCUGGAAGAUGAACAGAAGGCGAUAGGACGGCGCGACACGAUACACCGGAUUCUGUAUCAGCACAAGAACAAACAAGACUGGAGCAAUCUGGAGGCGAACUUCAAACGCAAUUACUACAAGGAGGGAGAGUUAGACCUGGGUCGUCGUCUAACACUGAGCCGCAAGACCCUGAAUGUGCUCGAUACACGACGCAAGUCGAUGGCGGAGCAAAGAAAGAUCCGAAAAUCCAUCAUCCGAGGCCAAAAUCCAUACGACACCACCGGAGAUCUCUGGUACCCGGAUGAGGCUCCAAGCCAGCAACCUUCUCCGCGAUCGCGAGGACCCGGUGGCUCGCCGGGAGGAAGAAGCUUUGGCCAGGGAAUGAACCAAUCGCCUCGCUACGAUGGUAACGGUGGCCGGAAGCGAAGUGGCAACGGAGCUCGACAGUCCGCCAACAGUGGUUUAGGUGCCGGAGGACGCACUAACUUUGCCUACCAGGUGGACGAUGACUUUGACGAUAACUUUUCCGACGAGGACCCCCGUGAUGCUAUGCAGUACCGUCGACCGACGGUUGAAAUGGAGAUGGCCGAACGUGCGAACCGACCUACGAAGAAUCGGAAGAGCCGUGUUGCCUUCGCCUGA